Molecule: messenger RNA, 690 nt
Organism: Dovyalis caffra
Lineage: Eukaryota; Viridiplantae; Streptophyta; Magnoliopsida; Malpighiales; Salicaceae
Source: the annotation of a GenBank genome assembly
AUGAAGAUAAAGAACAAAGGUAAAGUUUACCCUUCUCCAUCAUCAUCAUCAUCGUCGUCGUCAUCAUCUUCUUCUGCUGUUGGUGAUAAUAGAGAUAUAGAUGUUCUUUCUGUGUUAACGCUGUUACCUGUUGCCAUUCUUGCUUUAGCUUCUGUUCUUUCACUUGAAGACCGUGAAGUUCUUGCUUAUAUGAUUACUAGGUGGGAUUCUUCUCCUAACCGUGAACUCAUUCAUCAAGCUAUUGAAGCCUUCGAAGAACACUUGAACAAUGGCGAAAUGCCAAGGAAAAAUACCAGAGGUAAGAGAAGAGACAAGUCGGGUCGUCGGGUCGGUGAAAAGUCGGUUCUUGAUGUUCCGGGUCAACCCGAAAUGUUACCGGUUCUGGAAACCAUUGAUGCGACCACACACGAAUCCUCCCCUUCUUGUUCUGGUGCUGAUAUUAUUAAUGUCAAUGUUGGUUGUCCGGAUAAUGGCUUAUCCCCUGAGAAAGUGGAUGAGAGGGAGGAAAUGGAGGAGGCGGUUAAGCUUUAUGAUGAAGUGCCUGAGGAGGUGCUGGCCGCGGAAAAGGCGGUGGCGGUUCCUGGGGUGGCGGUGGGUAGUCACCACAAGGGUUUGGCAAGGAAGGUAUUGCCGGAUGUGUUAGGGUUACUAAAUUCUCGUUUAUGGAGUCUUUGGAGUCCAAAUGUGUAA